AUGGAUAGGCAGAAUAAGAAGAGAAAGCGCACGGAAGAAGCUAAAUUAGCUGAUAAUGCUCUUGUAAAAUCGGCUGUUUGUGAUGCAAUAACCGAUGAUAAACCGGUGGCAAAGAAACCGGUGUCCACCAUGAAGAUAACUACUGAUAUUCCAUUAACCAAUUUUUUAUUGAUAAACGAUGCUUCAUUUACUGACGAUAGUCAGUCAUAUAAAUCAGCAUUUGAAUUAAUUGCCAAUGAACUCAUCAACAAAUAUGAAUUAAUUAUUAAUUCUAAAUCAUUUCGAAUAUGUGAAAUUGAAUUCUAUUAUUAUAGUCAAAAACAUUUAGACCCCUUUACCCAUCAACAUUCUGAACAAAAAAAAUUUCCAAAUUGGUAUUUUCAUCGAUCUGGAAAAUCAUUGACGGCUAGUUGGAAAAAUGGUACAUACAAAGGUUUGGAUCUAACAUUUGGAAAUGGUGAUGAUGAGACGUAUGGCGGUAUUUUGAUACGAUCAAUUCAAAAUAAACAAACAAAUGAAAUAUUUGAGGGUAGUUGUUUGGUAGUGGAUACAAUUCUCAAUAUUGCUGGUGUUACUUCAAUAAAAGAAUUAAUUGAAAAUAAAAUGAAAAAUAAUGUACAAGCAUUUAAUAAGAAUUCUAUGCUUUAUUUAAAUUUGACAAAUACACCGACUUUAUCUACAAUUGUAAUGAGUCCUCGUGUUGGUCUGACAUUGAAAGUCGGUGAUAAACAACGUGAAAAAUUUCUAUUUCGUUCAUAUCGUUUUACACCAAAUGAUUUUUAUCCAUCAAAAAUGAAAUCAACUAUUAUUCUAGCAUUAGCAGCAGAAAAAUUCUUCAAAACUGAUCAAAAACUCGAAUUUAAUCAAUUUUUACAAGAAUUAACAAAUGAAACGAGUACACGAAUAAAUAAUGUUAAAACAUAUCUAAGUGAUUUACAAACGGGAUUCAAUCAAAAACUUAAAACAGAUGAGAUCGAUUCACCAUUGAAAUCGUAUUACGGAAAAGCAUUUUCAAGUUCAGACAUUUGUCGAGCCUAUGGAACAUGGUUAAAAGUAUUUGGAAAUAAAUAA
Messenger RNA from Didymodactylos carnosus, 1071 nucleotides. The record is from the annotation of a GenBank genome assembly. Lineage: Eukaryota; Metazoa; Rotifera; Eurotatoria; Philodinida; Philodinidae.